AUGUCACUGAGAGCGGAGGCCUCUGCAGGCUUCUGCAAAGGAUUCUGGAGGGCGUCGCACUGUUUCAGAGCGAUUUCCAAGAACAACGGAGAUUUCUUCGACAUUAUGUCACCCACUAGUCACCCGGUCACCCGGUCACCCGGUCACCCGUUCACCCGUUCACCCGGUUACCGAGGCUGCGGCGAGUUCACUCCGCGUGCCUUUGCCCUAGUGCCUUACCGCACACCUGCACGUCUGACCAGGGACCUGUCCGUGUAUCUGGAGAGCCAAGUCCGAGUCGGGCUGCUCGGGUCCGGGGUCGGGCUGUCGCUCGUGCUGGGCUUCAGCGCCGCCUACGCCUGCUAUUACUGGACCUCCGUGGCCAAGAAGCCACAGCUGAUAGCAGGAGGGAAGAAGUUCUGUGAGUUCCUGAAGGACCAUUGUCCUGUGGUGUCGGAGACCUACUACCCCACGUUCUGGUGCUGGGAGGGCCGUGUGCAGACCCUGCUCAGGCCAUUCGUCACCUCCAAACCCUGCGUCUGUUACAGGAAUGAGCUCAUCAAAGCACCAGAUGGAGGUCAGAUCUCUUUGGAUUGGUUUGAUAACGAUACCAGCACCUCCCACCCAGACCCCUCCGCACGCCCCACUGUGCUGCUCCUGCCGGGUUUGACCGGAACCAGCCGCGAGUCUUACAUCCUGCACAUGGUCCAGCAGAGCCGAGAGCUUGGCUACAGAUGUGUGGUCUUCAACAACAGAGGUGUGUCUGGUGAGAAGCUGCUGACUCCAAGGACGUACUGUGCAGCUAACACUGAGGACCUGGAGACAGUGAUUGAGCAUGUGCACAACACCCACCCUGUUGCCCCCAUCAUGGCUGCAGGGGUCUCCAUGGGAGGUAUGAUGCUGGCAAACUACCUGGGCCGGAAGGGGUACGAGACCUGCUUGAAAGGCGUGGUGGUGUUCUCGGCUGGCUGGGACGUGUUUGAGUGCACCGCCUCCCUGGAGAAACCCCUUGACCGCUUCCUCUUCAACUCCUACCUCACCAGCUGUCUGCAGGCCUCCGUCCACAGACAUCGGCCUGUUCUAGAGAAGAACUAUGACAUAGACCAUGUGAUGAAGGCCAAGACCAUCCGACAGUUCGACGAACGUUUCACAUCAAUUAUGUUCGGCUACCCGACCAACGAUGACUAUUACCGUGACGCCAGCCCCAUACACAAGCUGAAGUCUGUACAGGUGCCCAUGCUGUGUCUCAACGCAGCCGAUGACGUCUUCUCGCCCAAUCACGCUAUACCUGUGGAGGCAGUGAAGCAGAACCCCAACCUGGCCCUCCUCAUCACCUGCCACGGUGGCCAUAUUGGAUUUCUGGAGGGGGUGUGGCCUCGUCAGAGUACCUACAUGGAUCGAGUGUUCCGGCAGUUUGCCAGAGCCGUCAUCGAGCAGGGCAGCAGGCUGACAGACCUGCAGUGAUGCUUCGUUCUCCACAGCACCCCUACAGCUACGAGCAAAAAACUACAACCCUACAACCAACCCCGCGUCUCCCAAACGAUAUCCCAGAAUGCCACGGCAUGCGUUUGUUCAUACAUGUGUGUUUAUAUCACCCAACCAUCCACAUUUUCUAUCCGCCAGCUUCAUCAAUUGAUUUGAUUGGCUGCGGUCUAUCCGUCCACACUCAUCUACAAAUCCAUUCCUACAAACACUUGUUCAUUUAUUAGUUUAUAGUUAUGAGUGUGUGUGUGUGUCAUUCAUGAUUUGAGUUUAGUGAAAGCAUUGUGCAUUCUGAAUAUACUGUAUGUUUGUAAGUAAACUAUUCCAUGGAGAUUUUGAGAUGAAAUUUAGACUGAAACAUUGCAGAGUUGUGCCACAGUGACUCCAGAUAUGUAAACACACUCCUUUUAAAUACCUCCCUCAAAUUCAGACUUCAGCAUUUUAUAAGAGUAUUGGAUGAGGAGAACCCACAGCUUUGUGUUUAACAUAUUGACCUUGAUGACUGAAAUCAGAUCAUGUGAUGUCUCAGAAUUCUGGCUGCGUUUUCUUCUAGAAAGUGUUCCAACCCUCUUUUAGUUGGACAUUAUUGUAGCUAUUAUCUGAAUACUUUUUUUUCUGAAAAUGUCAAGUUCUAAAUUUGUGUGAAGGCCCUGUAGUGGGGCGCCCAGCGCUCACGGCUGUAGCAGGGUGCCCAUCGGGUGACCAACGCUCACGGCUGGCUGCAUGAAGGCUGUGAUCGAGGGCUCAGAGAGGAGAGCCGAGUCAUCGUGCUGCCUGCAGCUCUCCUGCCCACAUACACUGCUGCUCUCCGCUUCUGUCGUUCCCAGGACAUUCCAGCAGAACUGAGGAGCUUGGAGGAAUAUAGCUGGCAAAUUUCUUUCUUUUUUUAAACACUGCAGAGCAUGAAAAGAGUUCUAAAUCUAGAACUGGAAGAUGAUUCAGACACUAAUUCUGGAACAUAACGGAAGGACGCAUAGUGUGAAAGGUGCUCGGUACAUUGUGUAAACAGUAAAGUGAAGAGUGCAUUAGAGGUUAAGGGCAGGUGUGGAACUGGGAUUGUAUGAACACUGCCAGCAGACGCUGUGACAGGCCUGUGAAAUGCAUGUUCUGCACAAAUUACUAACCAGGUUAAUUUCUCGUAUGCGUAACUGAGGUGCUCCUGUGUCCAGGCUCACGGGGUGAUAGUGAGCUGAGAGUCACUCUAAGGUUUCAGGAAAGGCUGUGUCCCAUUUCACACCUUCUUACUGCAUCUCCUGUGACCUUCUCUGAUUCUUUUGUGUCUCUGGUCUCCUCUCCUUUCUGUUUGAUUUCUGUUUCUUCGUAGCGCUCAGGGACGCACGUUUUCAAUGUCGGCUCACAAUGUCAUUGCCUUUUUCUUUAGUCAGCACUUCCUGGCUUACAUGACAUGACCUUUUAAAAGAAGAAGAGUGAAAGGAUUGUAUCCAGCAGAUCUUAAAAACCUUCUGCAUGUACCUUCCCUGGCUUUCAUUCUAGCUGCACCAAGACUACCAUAAAAAUGUACAGUAGAUAAUAUUUUUUAAAAAAGGAAAAAUGUAAUGUGAUAUUGCACUAUAUUUGGUUAGUGUCUCUCGAGGAACACACAUGACGUUUCAGCACAUUUGACCAUGCCAGCUUCGUGACUCUGCAAAAAUAUCCCUCGAGGUGAAGACUGCCUCGUGAUCAGUGUCCCACCUGGGCAUAAACCAACCUUCGCUUUUCACUCCACGCAGUGUUUGCUUUAUUUAAGGGAAAGCAUUGCUUAUUUUCUACAGCCAGCGCGAUGUUGCCAGGAUAACAUAGCAGCACUUCUUAAAAGCAUUUUGCACAACCCGAGAUGCGGUUGCACUGGGAACGCUUUGCUUCGGUCUGUGCUGCGACGUUUCGUAUUAUUCUGUCCGUCUGCUGAGAUGAAAAGGCCUCUCAAUGAUAAGCGCGCGCACGCGCGCUCGAGGGACUGCGCCGCUCCCGCAGGUCCGUGCAGCGUUUCCGCUUCUAGGCUCAUUUAGUGCGUGUGGCACGUGUUACUGUCAGUCUCAAGAAGGCGCGCUAACGAGACGGACCCUUGUCCAUCAAGUGUUGUCUUUCCUUUUAAAAAUUUAUAAAACGACUCUUACAUAAUGUGUGCAGCAAUAAACUUUUAAUAAAAGAUUGUCCAUGUAGAUGUUUUAUGCACUUGUCUGGAUUAUAAGUGCAUUUACUGUCUUAAAUAAAUUAUGGAAUUAAA
Messenger RNA from Electrophorus electricus (electric eel), 3685 nucleotides. The record is from RefSeq and is a predicted model, not a curated record. NCBI's taxonomy places the organism in Eukaryota, Metazoa, Chordata, Actinopteri, Gymnotiformes, Gymnotidae.